Molecule: messenger RNA, 2229 nt
Organism: Selaginella moellendorffii
Lineage: Eukaryota; Viridiplantae; Streptophyta; Lycopodiopsida; Selaginellales; Selaginellaceae
Exons: 5
Coding region: 763-2166 (467 amino acids)
Biological process (GO): base-excision repair
Molecular function (GO): DNA-3-methyladenine glycosylase activity
Source: RefSeq, a predicted model, not a curated record
GAGAGAGAGUGUGUGUCACUGGUGGUGCGUGUGCGUGCUUUGUUCUUCUUUAGUUUUCUCUCUUGUUUCUCUCCAGCUCCAGCGCGAGAAGAGAUGGGCGACGAAUCAAUCAAUGCGAAUGUUGAUGUGUGUGGUGAUUCAAGGCACUAGCGACUGGCAUUGUGGCGUCCCCGUCAAUCUGGAGCUCUGAGCAACGAGAGGGAAAGAGAGAAAGAAGAAGAAGAAGAUAAAGGGGUUUCUUUCGGGUCACAUUGUUUCUGCUUCUCCAGCACCAUAGCGAGCGAGCGAGCGAGCGAGCGUUUUACAGUGAUGGGUUCUCGCGCAGGAGCUGGAUCCAGGUACCAUUUUGGCAGCAUUGGAUUGGGUUUCCCGGGGAUGGGAGAUAUGGAGUUCUAGAGCUCCAUUUCUUCGGGAUUUCGGCAUAGGAUAGCGGCUAGCUCGCUCGAUCAUAGAUGAACAGGGGCAGGCAUGGCUUCUUCCCAAAGCUUUCGAGGCAAGUUUGCUACUCCUCCUGUCCUAGCACCAUAGCAUCAUAGAUUGGGGAGGCUUUCAAGGAAGGCGACAUGGAUGAACAGCCAAGGCAGGAUGGCUAAGCUAAUCUCGAUGGUGGCGCUCUAGAUCUCGCCAGUCGCCUAGUUAGGUGGCGAGUUGUGGGUGAUGAUCUUGCAGUGCAAGCUAACCGAUACCCCACAGAGAAAACGAAGAACUUCGCCUUCACGGUAGCUGGAACGUAGCAACAGGAAGAACACAAGAGAGAAGAGAAUGUCUAUGUCUAUAGGAAGACCACUCCAGCAGCAUCCAAGCAAUGUGAGAGUGGUGAGGAGAAACCAGUGGAGCAAAGCUCUCAGCCCCGCGAAGAAGAAGAAGAAUGGCGACGAGGAAAAGGAGGAGGAGGAGGAAAAGGAGAAGAUCAAGCGGCCAUCGCCGAUUCUCAAGAAGGUUUCCAGCUUCGACACGAUAGAAGUGAGCAGUAGUGACGAUCAACACUGCAAUGGUGGCGAAGGAUUGGACUACCAGAGCCCGCUGAGGAAAGAUGGCUUGAUCAUGGAUCCGCCAACACCGAUGUUCUUCAGCUUCACUUACGGCCUCUACUCCGACUCCACCACCAAUUCCAGCUCGAAUUCCCACGACAAAGAGGAAGCCAUGGCCAUCGCCAAGAACUGCACCACCGACGAGGAGUCUUCCAGCAGCUGUAGCAGCUGCGUGGAGGAUCCUUCGCCGCCACCUUGGAAGUCACUGGCGGAGGUGGCGGCGGCGGACGAGAGCGCCAAGAAGAAGAAGAAGGUGACGUUUGCGGUGCCGGAGGCUGUUACGUUCGCGGAGAAGGAGAUCGAGGCUCCUCCUCCGCCACCUUUGAUCUUGAGCUCGCCGCGAGGGUCUCGAGCUCCCGGGAGCUCUUACAGUCCGAUCAGGAGCCCGAGGUCGAUCCAUCCCGGGUGGAAGAAGCAAAGCUCGCCGAAGGCCGGGCGGGUGGCUCCCGAGGGAUUGGUCGACUUGGCAUCGGCCGCUCCAGAUAAAAAACGCUGCUCGUGGAUCACACCUCAGAGUGACCCGGCGUAUGUCGAGUAUCACGAUUCCGAGUGGGGCGUUCCCGUCCACGAUGAUAAGAAGCUAUUCGAGCUUUUAGUGUUUGCUGGUGCGCAGGCCGAGCUAAGCUGGUCUGCACUACUGAGCAAGCGAGAGCACUACAGAGCUGCGUUCGCUGGAUUCGAUGCCGAGGUUGUGUCGAAGUUCGAUGAGGCGAAGAUCUCUUCCCUGUCUGCUGAUCCGGAAAUACUCCAGCACGAAGGGAAGAUACGGCAAAUCGUCGACAACGCAAAGUGCAUAGUCGAGGUGGUGCAAGAGUUUGGAUCUCUGGACAAGUUCGUGUGGAACUUCCUGAGCCACAAGCCGAUCGUCAACCGGUACCGGACGCCGCAGCAAGUGCCAAUCAAGUCGGCAAAGUCGGACUUGAUGAGCCGGGAUCUCAUGAAGCGGGGCUUCCGUUUCGUCGGGCCGACCAUCAUGUACUCGUUCAUGCAAGCCGCCGGGAUGACGAACGAUCACGUCCUCCACUGCUUCCGCCACCAGGAAUGUAUCGCAAUCUCCUCCCCGCCAUCGCCAUCGCCAUCGCAAGAACACAAACUCCCGAACGAGUCUUCCGCCGAGAAAUCGCCACAAUCCUAAUACGAAACUAGCAAAACUACUAUGAUAGAGUGAUCUUUAUAAAGGGCAUUUUUCUUCGCUGUA